AUGCCGGUGGUAUGGAACAGGCCCAACCACGGAAAUGGCCGCCAAAUUGUAGAUGGUCAAAUGAUCCAUAAAUCGGUGUUUACAACGUGUACGAUGGAUUAUGUGUCACGAGCCCAUCUACCUUUAUCUGCGGUCCCAUUUGUGCCGGUGAAGUGGCUUCGCCCGGUCCUGGAAGAGAGGGCACAGUCGGAAGCUAUUAAAUCGGAGCUCCUCAAGUACAACCUAGCUCUGGAAGAAGACUUUGACGAUCUCGUGCUGGACCUUCUGAACGAGCCACAGAAACUCCAGUCAGUACUGUCAUCCGCUGAAGACCGGCGCAAACUCCUUGAAGCACCCAAUAAGGACAACGAGUUGUUUCCCCUAUUCGUCCGGUUAAUCUUGAACUCGACGACCAACCAGGACUUGAUAGAAACGGACUCCUUCCGAUUACUCGUCCUUGGCGAGGAUGUCAGCCUUCUCAUGACCCUUGCCAUGUGCAUUCUGGGUCACGCCAGCAUUGGACCGAUCAAACAUAUGAGUGUUGUGUUCAGAUCCUUGGUGGGUCCUCGUACACCAGGAGCGGUGCACUUCUCGAUCACCACGGAUCCGUAUUUGCCUGAAGCACUUCUCUUGGAGAACCUGCACCCAGAUUAUGAGGAGCAUCAAAUCUCUCGUUUACCUCCUAUUCCAAAUUCCGGGUUGGCGCUGGCCUUGUUGGCUGCGGCUCGUUGGCGAUGGUACAUGGAUCAGAAGCCCCGCUCCAACCUCUUAUCUGACGAGGUCGAAGUCACGCUCAAAUUCGUUGAAGUCUUCGAUUGGGAUACCGACUUCAAGUUGUACGAAAACCAAGGGAAGACCUCUGACGAGGCUCCUCGCUCGCUUUCGAGGACGAACCUCCUCUGCCAAGACACUGUUGAGGUCGUCGGUAGAGGCAACUUCGGGGACCCGAUGAGGUUCUAUGGCAUGACAAUUACCAACGAGUCGGGUCUAGAUCUCUAUCUCUAUAUACUUUGGUUUGAUAGUGACUUGGGCUUUAGGCCAUACUAUUUGCCUCGUACCUCCGACCAGCCAUCGCUUCUUGCUGGUCAGUCGCUCAAUUGCCUCCAGGGCGGGGAGACAGGGUCCCCUAGGUCCUACACCAUUCCCUUCGGCCAGGAUCACGAUGUUGGCUUCAUAAAGCUCAUUCUGACCACAACGAGGCUCCAUUCUGGAUGGGAGGGCUGUCUCGUCGGAGGUGGUGGGACAAUGACCUUGGUGGACAGGCCUGGCGGACGGACAUGA
This is a messenger RNA of Gloeophyllum trabeum ATCC 11539, 1260 nucleotides long. RefSeq lists its product as uncharacterized. NCBI's taxonomy places the organism in Eukaryota, Fungi, Basidiomycota, Agaricomycetes, Gloeophyllales, Gloeophyllaceae. The transcript has 4 exons. The record is from RefSeq and is a predicted model, not a curated record. Bases 1 to 1260 code for a protein of 419 amino acids.